AUCACAACCCGUGGCCCAUUGAUUGCUCUCGAGAAAGAGAGAGAGAGUGAGAGAGAGAGAGGGGCAGCCCGUCCCGAUGCUCUGUUCUCUUGGAUGAUGACGUCCAUAAAAGAUGUUCUUGGGAGAUAGAGAGGAAUGACUAGUGAUCCCAUUCCCGCUGUCAUAAAAUCUCGUCCUUCGGUGCAGUUCUAUUUGUGAGAUGGGAAAAAGCUGCGGACUUGUGAACAAGUAUCAGAGUAGUUAUGAUAGCAAACGACGGAGAAAGAGAAAGAGUGCAAAUCCGCAUUAAAUAGGAGGUCAGGGUUAUUCACACUGCACUGCCAGCGGCAAUGAGAAUAGAGAGAGAGAGAGAGAGAGAGAGUAAAAGAGAAGAAUAUAUAGCUUUUAGAGAGCCAUAGGAGGGAGUCGUCACUGUAGAGUUCAGUUCAGCACUGAGAAAGGUAGCGACGGAGAAAAUUUUCGAGAAAUUAGAACUAGAGGUGUGUCGGUCUGCUUUCAAAGCGGAUCGAGAGGAGGGAAAGGCAAUCCCGAACUUUCAGAGUCUUCCUCAUCCUUUUGCGUGGCUGAGGCGUGGGUCGGCGAUCUCCUUCUCGGUGGGGGCUCUUCUUGGUCUUGAGUUGGAGGCAGGGGAAGACAGUGAGAGAGAGGAAAAAUCGAGUCUUUUUCCGUCUUUAAGAAUCAAGAUAGCUUUGAUUUGCUGGUUUCGUUGAUCCCUCCGUGUCUUUUCUGCUGAAUCUUCGGAGGGUAGAGAAUAUCUGGAAAGUUGAGCUGUUUCCUCCGGCUGUCCAUUUGAACUCCUCUACCAGCUGAACACAAGCAAAAGCCUCCUCCUCAGUCUUCCAUUUUUGAACCUGGCAAAUUUUAUCUGCCUCUUUCUCUAUCUGCGCUCUGCUUUUGUUGUGUAAUGUCUCUCCGUUGUUGGUUUUACCAGCGAGUUGCUAUUAGUUUAAUGGUUUCGGGGGUGGGGCGGGGGAAGCCUUCAAUAUCCCUGCGUCUCUCUGCAACAUCCUUUUGUCUUCUAAUGCUGUUCUUCACGAGGCCUUGACAGGUUUUUUCCUUCCUUUUGAAAAAGAUCCCAUCUUUAGCCUAAUUUUGCUGAUCUCCCCUUGCGUCUUUCAAGGUUUUUAUCACGUAUCGCCUCCCUCUUUUGAGUUUUUACCACCUCGAUAAGAUUCCCUGUUCUUUUUGUUUUUAGUUCGUAUCAUGUUAGACCAUUGAAUUCGCAUCCCUUGCUGCUCUUGUUUGCCUCGUAGGACCUCAGCCAGUAGGCUUUUCUUGCUCAAAUCCUGCGAUUGCUGCCGGAAUUUGGAAGAUUCCAGUUGCCGGAAGAUGGGUCGGGCAACGCGGUGGCUGCGGAGACUCUGGAGUGGGAAGAAGGAGAACAAGGAGGCCAAGGACUGCACCGGCUACGGUGGCGGUGAGGACAGGAGGGAGAAGAAAAGGUGGAGCUUCACGAAACCGGCCAGGGACACAGGCGACGUGCUGUUGGGUCAAAACGCCACGACGGCCGCCGCGGUGGAGGCGGCGUUGUUUAGGUCCUUCUACUCGGAGAGUGAGAAGGAGCAGAGCAAGCACGCCAUUGCGGUGGCCGCGGCCACUGCUGCGGCUGCGGAUGCGGCGGUGGCGGCCGCACAAGCUGCCGUCGCGGUUGUCCGGCUUACGAGCCAGGGGAGGGGCGCCAUCUCCGGCGGCAGCCUCGAGCGUCGAGCUGCGGUGAAGAUCCAGACGGCAUUCAGGGGAUACUUGGCAAAGAAAGCUCUCAGAGCUCUGAAAGCGUUGGUUAAGCUACAAGCCCUCGUCAGAGGCUAUCUCGUGCGCAAGCAAGCGACCGUCACUCUUCAUAGCAUGCAGGCUCUCAUCAGAGCUCAGGCCACUGUCCGAGCGCAGAGAGCUCGAAAUCUUGUUCGGAAUGAGAAAAGGUUUCAGCCGGAAAUCCGCCACCGGCGAUCUUUGGAAAGGUUCGACGAGUCCUGCCGAAGCGAGAACUUGUCGUCGUUCCAUAGUAGAAGGCUUUCCGCGAGCCUUGACAGUGCUUCCAAUGGCUUUGAUAGGAGCCCGAAAAUUGUGGAGAUAGACACCUGCCGCCCGAAGUCGUCGAGAUCUUCCCGACGAGCCAAUCCGUCUGUUCUCGACCCCGCCGAUGACUUCCACUCGAGUUCCAUCUCUUCCCCGCUCCCGUGCCAGAUUCCAGCCAGGAUCUCCAUCCCCGACUGCCGGAACUUCCAAGACUACGACUGGUGCCUCGCAGGCGACAAGUGCCGGCUAUCCGCGACAGCGCAGAGCACUCCCCGCUACAUGAACUCAAUUAGCAAUCUGCCCGUCACUCCGGCCAAGAGCAUGUGCGGCGCAGACUUCGCUCUCCGCCGCUUCACGAACGUUCCAAACUGCCCCAACUACAUGUCAAGCACGCGGUCCUUCGAGGCGAAGUCGAGGUCCCAGAGCGCCCCGAAGCAGCGGCCGGAGCCGGCGGGGACGAGAAAGAGGCUGCCUUUGAGUGAGGUAAUGCUCGAAUCCCGGGCUAGUCUGAGCGGAGUCGGAAUGCAGAGGUCCUGCUCUCGCGUCCAAGAGGCCUUCAACUUCAAGAGCGCCGUCGUUGGGAGGCUCGAUAGGUGCUCGGAGCCGCGGAAGGAGGCAGAGAGGGAGUUCUACUGGCACAGGAACUCGUAAUGCCAAAGGCUACCAAGAAGAUUACAAGAAUACGAGGAGGUCUCUUAACUUCCUCUAUUGAUCGUUUCGUUUCAUAUGUUUUCCUGUUGCGAUCACAACAGUGGUCGAUGUAAAUUCUGUGUCUCUGAUCGAGAAAUCCUUAUUCUUCUUCCA
This is a messenger RNA of Musa acuminata AAA Group (dessert banana), 2820 nucleotides long. RefSeq names its product protein IQ-domain 26-like. Gene Ontology annotation, molecular function: protein binding. NCBI's taxonomy places the organism in Eukaryota, Viridiplantae, Streptophyta, Magnoliopsida, Zingiberales, Musaceae. The transcript is spliced from 3 exons. The coding region runs from base 1330 to 2667 and encodes 445 amino acids. The record is from RefSeq and is a predicted model, not a curated record.